AAUGGCGAGGACGGGGGACGUAUGAACGCCUAGACCCUGAUCAGACGAGAGGGAUGGCCGGAUGCGGUUUCAACUCCCUCCUACAGCAGUUAGAGGCUCUGGGGAGAAAGUGGGGGCGCACUCUGCUUAAAGGGGCGCCCAGGACCAUGAUUGGAGGACCAAAAUGGGACAGUGGGUUUCGGCCUGUUUCCCUUUCCAGGGUUGAGUCACCCUUCCCCAGGGUUGGCCAAGAGCUUUGCGCCCCUCACCAUCUCUUUGGGAAUCCUGCCUUUCUUCUCAGGGUCCAGUUCUGUCCACUCCCACUCCUAGGUUCGGCCUUGCUCUUCUCCCUGAGGCGGCCCCGGAUGGCUCUGGGGGGUUUACUCUCAGAUUGGAUUACCAUGAAACUGCACCAGAAGUCCGUGCUCAGUUUCUUCCGUGGAUGCAGAACACAGGCUCCAGACCGGGAGGGCAUCUUGCUAAAGAAGGGAGCCCGAAAUACCAGCUAUCAACGCCGCUGGUUUAUCCUCCGGGGAAACCUCCUCUUCUACCUGGAGAACCAAGCGGACCACACACCCCUGGGCCUCAUUCUCUUGGAAAACUGCCAGGUGGAGCCACGCCUCGGAGCCACAGAACCCUAUGCCUUUACCAUCCUGACCCCCAGGGUUGAGGGCACAGGUGGGCGGGCCUACAAGCUGGCAGCAGAAAAUCAGGAAGAGCUGGGAGCCUGGCUGUGGGCGCUGGCUGGGGCGAGCUGCAGGCAGCUGGUGGUGCUCCUACCUACCCUGGAGGCCCAGUACCGGGAGCUCUGCCAGGCAGCUGGCCAAGAGCCCAGCUCACCCCCAGAGGGCUGUGGCUUCCUAGCCACCCUCAGUACCCCCUCCAGCUUCCAGGAGUUGCACGAGCACUUUGGGAAGGAGAUCCGGGUGCUGCAGGUGGUAUGUCGAAGGCCCCAGGCCAGUGACAAUGGAAGCAACAGAUCCCAGGCAGAGGAGGAGCCGGAGCUCAACAGCUGUUGAUGAGGGACUGAAAGAUGGACCAAAGGCCAAGAGGUACCUACCUGCCAAGACCAGCCAACUGCUUCAGUAGACACCCAGAUCCUGGCCUACUCCAC
This is a messenger RNA of Enhydra lutris kenyoni (northern sea otter), 1093 nucleotides long. Its product is annotated as sesquipedalian-1-like. The record is from RefSeq and is a predicted model, not a curated record. Lineage: Eukaryota; Metazoa; Chordata; Mammalia; Carnivora; Mustelidae. The coding region runs from base 54 to 998 and encodes 314 amino acids. Gene Ontology annotation, cellular component: trans-Golgi network; recycling endosome; early endosome. Gene Ontology annotation, biological process: retrograde transport, endosome to Golgi; receptor recycling; endosome organization. The transcript is spliced from 2 exons.